AUGACCCGAUUCUUUUGUGCCGGCUUCUCGUCCCACGUCAGAUUGGCUGCAAUCAAGAACUGUGCUGGACAUACAAAAGCAUUUCUUGCAAUCGUUCAUCCGGACAGGACCAAUUUACUGCAUCAAGUCCCAUCCUCGAGCGAUGGACCCUCCUCCUACGGAGUACGAAGUGGUAGUGAGUACUGCGUCACUGACCUGCUAAGAGCACCCGCCAAGGAGGCCCAAAGGGUCAUCCUUGUCGGAGCCUGUAAAGUAGGACUGUUCGGCGGCAGUCUCUCGGCCGUCGUCUCGCCUGCGCCAACCGCGGGCGCUGGGACUCUGGUGGAAAUGACUUUGGUCGUGACUCUCGUCGGUUCGAGUGCUUUGCAAGGCCUCCCGGGCUGCCCUCGUAUUCAUCUUCCUCAUCUACCUCAUCCGCGUGAAGUAAAUAGUCGUUGCGGUCUCACGGACCAAUCUCCGACGAGCGCACCUUUCCUCGUCCGCUUCUAA
Molecule: messenger RNA, 489 nt
Organism: Penicillium oxalicum
Lineage: Eukaryota; Fungi; Ascomycota; Eurotiomycetes; Eurotiales; Aspergillaceae
Exons: 1
Coding region: 1-489 (162 amino acids)
Source: RefSeq, a predicted model, not a curated record